AUGAAGAAAAAUAUGGGAGUUUCUUUUAAAUUUUCGGCGCAGCCCUCGGGUCGCCAUCACUUUCGUUACAUCAGCGAAGGGCUGCGAGGACCCCUGAAAUCACAAAAAGGCAAAUGGCCGGCCGUAUCUUUGAGCUGCCCUAAGCAUUUUGGCAAAGAUAUCAUGAUUGUGUGUCAAUUGGUUAAAAAGAUGGAAGGUUCCGAAGAAUAUUUCGUAUCGGGAAACACACUGCAGUACAUUGGGCAAAAAGAAGGCUACGAAAAGCCCCGGAAAAGAAAUGAAAGGAGAGAAAUCAAUUUAAAUUUUGAGCCCGUGUCCGCUUAUAUGAAAGUCGACUCUAAUAAUGUAUACAGCACGACUUUUAAAUUUGAAUUAGAAAACUAUUGCAUUGUUAAGAGCGGAUAUAAAGAGAUACGAGAGAAUUUAGCAAGAUUAAAGGCACCAAUUACCGCUGAUUUAGUUCAGAUGCCUUCUGAUGAUGUGAUGUUGAAGAAGUCUGGCAAGGACGAAACGGUCCAUCUAGCUUUUACCACGUUUAUCAUAAAUGGCCAAAAACGUGAAAAAAUAGCCGAUACCAUUAUUUCACAAGGCAUACUUAAUGCGAGUGAUAUGGUACGUAUCGAUUAUUGCUGCAAUAGCGAGUUGUCUGUUGAUGGGAAAACUAGGAUACAUCUAUUACUUUCCGAUGUUAAAAAAAACUAUCUGAUUAGAAUCUGCGAAGCCGAAGGAGAAUGGAAAUCAGCGUUUAUUCAGCCCAGUGAAAUAAUAAAAUCACGUAGAAUGGUUAUUUAUGAAGCUCCAAAAUAUGAUGGCCCGGUCUCCUCAAAAUCCAUUAAAUGUAGACUAGGUCUCUACGAUGACAAUGAACUGUUAAAUGACACGGAUGUGGCUUAUGUCAGAUACGAAAUUGAAAAGAAACAGCCUGUUAACAUCUUUAGCAUGGUUGAAAUUUGUCAAUUGAAAAUGUUAAGUCAUUUUGGAACUACAGGUGAAUUUACCGAUACUUAUAAUAUAAAGCAGCAGUGGGCACGAAAUUUUAAAUCGAGAGCCCUACAAGAGCCUGUUAACACCUUUAGCAUUGAUAAAAUUUGUCAAUUGAAAAUGUUAAGGCAUUUUUGAACUACAGAAGAACUUAUCGAUACUAAUAUUAUAAAGAGGAAAGAGUGGACCGAUUUAAGGCACGAAAUUUUAAAUCGGGAGUCCUACAACAACAUCUACACCAAAAAAUACCGUUGGGGUGAUUAGUAAAUCCUACUGAAAAUCGAGUAGUCACACAAUCAAUCUGCUUGUGCGUCUUUCACUGUUGGGAAGCUACACUAUCCCCGGUUAACAUAGCCUACAUACAGUGAAAACUCCCUUACCGGACAUCCCUCUUAGACGGACACUUUUUCUAGAACAUCCGUUUUGGUGUCCUUUUUAGAGCAAGUUCGCCUCUCUUGGGUGGACACUCUCUUGACCGGACGCGGACAAUAUUUUUAGAGAAAUACAAACUAAAGCCUCUAUUGGCUGGACGCGAACCUCGUGUUAACGAACGCUGACAUGGAUACACACAUCAAAUUUGAAAGAAAACCUCUCUUGGCCGGACGCGCACCUGUUGGUAAUGGACGUUUCAAAUGCAUACAAAAUAGUUUCAUAUUUUUCAUAUUUCUUUUAUUUCUUUCUACGUAUACCCAUGUGACCUACUACAAGAUUUUUAUAAAAUAUCUUAACUUCCGCUAUUUGUGCACAUAUUAUUGUUAUUAUUUAAUUAUUUCACAGUUAUGGCCAACAAUUUGUUGAGCUAUUACGUGU
Scaptodrosophila lebanonensis is the source of this 1791-nucleotide messenger RNA. RefSeq lists its product as uncharacterized. The coding region runs from base 1 to 1119 and encodes 372 amino acids. Gene Ontology annotation, molecular function: DNA binding; DNA-binding transcription factor activity. The transcript is spliced from 2 exons. Lineage: Eukaryota; Metazoa; Arthropoda; Insecta; Diptera; Drosophilidae. The record is from RefSeq and is a predicted model, not a curated record. Gene Ontology annotation, biological process: regulation of DNA-templated transcription.